Messenger RNA from Manis pentadactyla (Chinese pangolin), 7620 nucleotides. It is a transcript of the gene CEP135, whose product is annotated as centrosomal protein 135. NCBI's taxonomy places the organism in Eukaryota, Metazoa, Chordata, Mammalia, Pholidota, Manidae. The record is from RefSeq and is a predicted model, not a curated record. Bases 289 to 3732 code for a protein of 1147 amino acids. The transcript is spliced from 27 exons.
AUCGCCGCCGGGCGCGCCCUCGCCGCGCGCCGCGAAGCGCCGGCCGCUCCCGUUACUGGGGCAACUGCGGCGCCUCCUUCGGCCCGGCCCCGAUCGUCUCUCCGCGCCAUUUUCAAACUGAUCGUUGUCUAGGCGGAAGGAGCCAGCGAGGGAGGCGAGGCUCGAGGCGAGAUGCGGCCGCGGGCGGAGGCAGCAGCGGCCCGGGCAGUGGGAUACGAAGAAGUAUUACUUCUAAGUAACUAAAGUUGGUACCAAGAGAAGUGUUUGGACUUUAAUUUAGGGGAGUAAAUGAAACUAGCUUUGGAAGAAAAGAUGACUACAGCUACAGAAAGAAAGUAUAUUAACAUUAGGAAAAGAUUGGAUCAGUUGGGAUACCGCCAGACACUGACAGUGGAAUGUUUACCUUUAGUAGAAAAACUUUUCAGUGACCUAGUUCAUACAACAGAAAGUCUUCGUAAAUCAAAAUUAUCUGCCGUGAAAGCUGAAAAAGAAAGUGCCAAUUUUGAUUUUGUUUUGGAACCUUAUAAGCUUGAAAAUGCAAAAUUGAUCAGGGAAAAUAAUGAAUUAUAUCUGGAAUUAAUGAAACUGAGAGAACACUCAGGCCAACGCAUUAAAGAGUUGAAAAUUGCAUUGAAGACAUGUACACGUGAGGCAGCUGAUCUGCAAUUUCUAAAUAACCAGUAUGUUCAUAAACUCAAACUUUUGGAGAAAGAAAGCAAAGCUAAAAAUGAAAAAAUUCAACAACUUCAAGAAAAGAAUUUGCAUGCUGUAGUACAGACUCCAGGUGGCAAGAAAAGAAGUAUUGCUUUCAGACGCCAGCGAAUGCAAAUUGAUGAACCAGUCCCCCCCUCUGAAGUCAGUUCAUACCCAGUUCCUCAGCCAGAUGACCCUUACAUUGCAGACCUCUUGCAAGUGGCUGAUAACAGAAUUCAGGAACUUCAACAGGAAGUCUGCCAGUUACAAGAAAAGUUAGCAGUGAUGGAAAGUGGACUGAGAGACUAUAACAAGCAGAUUGAGCUAAGAGAACGAGAGAUAGAACGAUUAUCAAUUGCAUUGAACGGUGGUCGCUCCCCUGACAUCCUCUCUCUGGAGGCUAGAAAUAAAAGCAAUGAAAAGCUUAUUGCUCAUUUAAAUAUGCAGGUUGACUUUCUUCAGCAAGCUAAUAAAGACUUGGAGAAGCAUAUACAAGAGCUUAUGGAAACCAAGGAAACAGUGACUACUGAAGUUGUUAACUUAAGUAACAAAAAUGAAAAACUCUGCCAAGAAUUAACUGAAAUAGACCAGUUAGCACAACAGUUGGAAAGACAUAAAGAAGAAGUGCUUGAAACUGCUGAUAAAGAACUUGAGGAAGCAAAGAAAGAGAUUAAAACAAAGCUCUCUGAAAUGCAGAAUCUUGAAGAAACAAUGGCAAAACUUCAACUGGAAUUAAACUCAUGCCAUAAAGAAAAGGAGAAACUGAGUGAUGAACUCCUUAUAAAAUCAGACCUGGAAACUGUUGUUCAUCAGCUUGAACAAGAAAAGCAAAGACUUACCAAAAAAAUGGAAAGCUUUGCAAUUACAGAAAGAGAACUUACUUUGGAAGUUGAGAGGAUGAGGCUAGAACAUGGCAUAAAACGUCGAGACAGAUCGCCUUCUCGUUUAGACACAUUUCUGAAAGGUAUAGAAGAAGAACGAGAUUUUUAUAAGAAAGAACUAGAAAGACUCCAACAUAUAAUACAGCGAAGAUCUUGCUCUACAAAUUAUUUUGCACGUGAAAAAAGUUCAAUAUUUAAAACACUAGAAAAGGGUGAUUACAAUUCAGAAAUUCUUCUAGUCACAAGAGAAAGAGAUGAACUUCAGCAUAUGCUGGAAAGAUUUGAAAAACAUAUGGAGGAUAUACAGUGCAAUGUUAAAUUAUUAACAGCAGAAAGAGAUAAACUAAGUGUCUUAUAUAGUGAGUCUCAGGCGCAGUUAUCUGCACGAAGAGAAGAAUCCACCGAAUCCACAGUUUCCCAUACUAUUAUUAGUCUUAUGGAAAAGGAAAAAGAGCAUGCAUUGUCUGACUUAAGGAGGAUUAUGGCAGAAAAGGAAGCUUUAAAAGAAAAGUUAAAGAAUCUCCAGGAAAUGAGUCUUUUUGAAAAAUCAGAAUUAGAGAAAAGUAUUGAACAUUUGACAUGUGUUAAUCACCAGCUUGAAAAUGACAAAUGUGAAUUAAAGUCUAAAAUACUACUAAUGAAAGAAACAGUAGAGUCAUUAGAGAACAAAGCAAAACUCCAAGCUCAAAAACUUAGUCAUGUGGCUGGUGACUCAUCUCAUCAGAAAACAGAGAUGAACUCACUUAGGAUUGUAAAUGAGCAGCUACAGAAGUCACUUGAUGAUUAUCAGCACCGACUUUGCAUAAAAAGAGGUGAACUCGAAUCAGCACACACACAAAUUAAAACGCUGGAGGAAAAAAUAAGUAAACUGCACCUUAAGAUGACUUCACAGGAUGAAGAAGCUCAUGUAAUGAAAAAGACCAUUGGUGUUAUUGAUAAAGAAAAAGACUUGCUUCAGGAGACUGUAGAUGAGAAGACAGAAAAGAUUGCAAACUUGCAGGAACACCUAACUAAUAAAGAAAAAGCUAUUGUUCAGAUGACGAUAACAGUCUCAGAGUAUGAAUCGUCUAUGAACCAGCUAAAGGAAACAUUGGCUAAUCGGGACCGUGAAAUAAACAGCCUCCGGCACCAGCUCGAUGCAGCUCACAAAGAACUUGAUGAAGUAGGAAAAUCCAAAGAAAUGUCUUUUAAGGAAAAUAGAAGAUUACAAGAUGAUCUGGCUACAGUGGCAAGAGAAAACCAAGAAAUCUCAUUGGAAUUGGAAGCAGCAGUGCAAGAAAAAGAAGAAAUGAAGAGUAGAGUUCAUAAUUACAUUACUGAAGUGUCACGAUGGGAGAGCUUAAUGGCUGCCAAGGAAAAAGAAAAUCAAGAUUUGUUAGAUAGAUUUCAGAUGCUUCAUAACCGUGCUGAAGACUGGGAAGUCAAAGCCCAUCAAGCUGAGGGCGAAAACAGCUCAGUUCGACUGGAACUUCUUUCUAUUGACACGGAAAGGAGACACCUUCGAGAAAGAGAGGAGCUAUUAGAAAAAGAAAUUCAGGAGCACAUAAAUGCACAUCAUGCUUAUGAGUCUCAGAUCUCAUCAAUGGCAAAAUCCAUAUCUAGAUUAGAAGAAGAACUGAGACAUAAAGAAGAUGAGAAAGCAGCCGUAUUAAAUGAUUUGUCAUCUCUUAGAGAACUUUGCAUUAAGCUUGACUCAGGGAAAGAUAUCAUGACCCAAAAAUUAAAUUCCAAAAGCCUUGAGUUUGAGAGGGUUGUGGUGGAAUUAGAAAAUGUAAAAUCAGAAGCAGAGCUUUUAAAAAAACAACUGUCAAGUGAAAGACAUGCAAUUAAGAACCUUGAAUCAUUGUUGGCUACAAAUAGAGAUAAAGAAUUUCAUUCUCAUUUAACCUCCCAUGAGAAGGAUACAGAAAUUCAACUACUUAAAGAAAAAUUAACCCUUUUAGAAAGUAAAUUAAAUAGUCAAAGCCGGGAAAACACCAUGCUUCGGGCUAAAGUGGCACAAUUACAAACAGAUCAUGAUGCUCUAAAAAGGCAGAAUUCAACUGAGAGAUAUGAACGAGAACGAGCAAUUCAGGAAAUGCGUCGGCAUGGUCUUCUCACACCACCCCUAAGUUCUACUCUGAGAUCUCCUUUACAUUCUUCCGAACAUGUAAACUGAUACUUAUCAGAAAGGACCACUUCUCUGUGCUGGCUGCAAUCGCUGGAUGCUGACUGCUAGGCUGCUGCAUUAAUUUGAAUGAGAUUCAGCUUGUCAUAAAGCCUUAUAACAGCUCUGACAUAAACAUUUUCUCAUACUUGAUUCAUACUGCAUUUUAGAUCAGGGGUUGGUAAAUUAGAGUUGUGGGCAAAUCCACUCCACUGCCUAUUUUUGUAAACUAAGCUUUGUUGGAACAUAGCCACAACCGUUUGUUUACAUUAUUGUCUAAGAUUGCUUCUCUGCACUGGCAGAAUUGAGUAGUUGUGACAUAGACCCUGUGGCCCACAAAUCUAAGAUAAUUUACUUUCUGGCCUUUCAUAUCACUUAACCUCUGGAAAACUCAUGUGUGUACCCAUAAUACUAAGAGUAAAAAAGCAAACAAUUGAUUAGUUUUAUGAAAAUAGGCUUAUGUUCAAGACCUUCAAGACCCCCUAAAAGGGUCCUGAGCACUCCAAGUGAUCCCAGACUAUACUUUAAGAACCAUUGAUAAAGAACAUGGUGGAUUCCAGCAAUCUCUAAAGGUGCAAUCAAUUAGAAAAGUCUUUUUAGUUGCAAUAAAAUAUAUAAAUAACAUGAACUUUGCCAUCAUAACUAUAUUUUAAGUGUUCAACUCAGUGGCAUUAAAUUCAUGUUGUGCGACCAUCAUCACUAUAUCCAGAACUUAUCCAUGAAGCAAUAACUCUCCAAUCCCUUGACCUUACCUCCCCAGCCUCUGGUAAUCUCUAAUCUACUUUUCUCCUCUACGAAUUUGCCUGUUCUAAAUUUCCAUACAAGUGAAACCAUACCAUUUUUGUCCUUUUACAACUGGCUUAUCUGAUUUAGGAUAAUGUUUGCAGGGUUCAGCUAUGUUGUAGCAUGUAUCAAACCUUGAUUCUUUCUUAUGCCUGAAUAAUACUUCUUUUUAUGUUUAUAUGACUUUUUUUUAUCCUUUCAUCAGUUGAUGGACACCUGGGUUGUUUUCACCUCUUAGCUAGGGUGAAUAAUGCUGUUACAAACAUAGGUAUCAUACAAGUAUUUGUUUUAGUUCCUGUUUUCAAAUCUUUUGGCAGUACCUGGGAGUAGAAUUACUGGAUCAUAUGGUAAUUCUAUGUUUAACUUUUUGAGUACCUGCCAAACUUUUUCUACAUGCCUGUACCAUUUUACAUUUCCAUCAGCAAUGUAACAGUUCCAAUUUUCCAUAUUCUUGCCAACACUUAUUUUCCUUUUAAAAUUAUAGCCAUCCUAAUAGGCAGAUUUGGAAUUUCUACAACUAUUAACAAGUUUCCAUACUAUCUUAAUGGUGUUGAUAAUUGGUAACCCAUUUCCAUUCAUAUUUUUUAAAUAUAGCCACCAAAACUAAUUUUAAGGGAUUUUCCCAUAAGUACUUAGAAAUGAAUAUGAAAUAUUCCUAUUAAUUCAUAUUUUUAAUAUCUCUCUAAUAGUUAAAGUAUGUGAUCCAAUUUUGUUUUUAAUUUUUUUGACUAUUGUAACAAAUACAUGCUCGUUGAGAAGAUAUGAACUACAAAAGCAGAAAGGAAACCAAGAUCAAUUUAUUUUUACAUUUUUUAAAUUGCAGUAAAAUAUACGUAACAUCAAAUUUAUCAUUUUAACAACUCCUAACUCUGCAUUUCUCUGGCAAUUUUUGCAUUCAUGUUGUGCAAAAAUAAUCUCCACCAUCAUCUCCAGAAGUUUUUCAUCUUCUGUAAAUGAAACUCUGUGCCCAUUAAACACAACUCCCUUCCCCUCACCCUUGGCAACCACUAUUGUAAUUUCUGUCUCUGUAAAUUGACUACUCUAUGUAUCUCAUAUAAGUGGAGUCAUAGAGUGUGUGUGCUUUUUGUGGACUUGCUUAUUUCAUUUACCAUAAUAUUUUUAAAGUUCAUCCAUGUUGGAGUAUAUGUCAGAAUUUCUUUCCUUUUUGAAGCUCAGUAAUAUUCUAUGGUAUGUAUAUACCACAUUUUGUUUAUCCUCUCUUCAAUUGAUGGACACUUCGGUUGUUUCCGCUUCUUGGCUAUUGUGAAAAUGCUGCUAUGAACAUAGAUGUUCAAUCAAAAUAAUUUUCAAUCCUACAACCCAGAGAAAAGAGCAGUUCACAUUUUGGUAUACUUGUAUUUAAUUUGGAAUAAACAUACAAAUGCAUAGAUGUACAUAUGUAAUUCUAAUGAAGAUCAUACUCAAAAUAGUUUUUAUCCUGCUUUUGUUUUAUUUCUGUGAGAUUUUUCCCCUUAAUAUUGCUGUAUUUAUUCUUAUAAUUAAAAGCAUUUUCAAAAGUGCCAUUUUAAAAUAGUGAUGUAAUGCUCAUCACAUGGGUAUUUUGUGAUUUAUUUAAUCAUCCUUUUAUGGGACAUACAGCUGCCCGAUUUUUUUUCUCUUAUAAAUGUUUUAUAUCAUUGGACAAUGUGUGUGACAGUUUCUACUUAAGUAUAUCUUCCUACAUACAGAAAAAUAUAGUUACUUUCUCAGCAUUUCCAUUUGGAAUUUUUUUAUUUUAAUGUGUGCAUUUUGAUUAAGAGGGUGAUUAGAUAGCAUAUAAGGUCAAAAUACUUGGAAAAAUAAUUGAUUGUAAAUAACAUGCUACUAUAAGACUCAGAGAACAUAAUUUAUAGUAAUAGUAUGUAAUUUUAUUAAACCUAGAUAUUAUCCAUUUUUGUGAGUCAUUAUUCUUAAUUGUGUUACCCCUUCUUUUCAGUAUGUAUCAUCUAUUUAGUUCUCUUGUGCUUUGAUGUAUUUUGGUAGUUUGAGGGGAAUAUAUUUUUGAAUUACAGAGCAGUCCUUAACUAUUCAAUAUGACUUGAUUGUGGGCAAGGGCUUUUAUUAGAGACUAUAAUUUCAAUUAAAAUAUUACUGAAUCUCUGUUUUGUGAAUAUUCUUAACCCACCUUUCUUCCCCUCUUUUGCAGAAUGAUGGCUUUCAAUGAAUUGGCUAUAUGGGUCUUUUAAAAGAACAGUAAUGAAAUAUUUGAAUUACUUGUUCCUGAAAAUCAUGAACAUUGACACAAAUUCUACCUCUGUCAACUUUUAUUUAAAUCAGUGAAUAUUUAUAUAAAAACUAUGGUUUAAAAGAACUAUAUCGGUGUGUAUAUUUUCAUAUAUAUGGCAACAAAAUAUGUAAAAUAGUGCUGAUAUCUGUAUUUUUAUUAUUUCUGACUUAAAUUACUCCAGUGUGUUUAUACUGUGAAUUAAUAUAAUGUAUUGUUCACAUUGUGCUUUAAUAAUAUUUUUCCUAAUGAGUCAUGAUAUAUGUAUGUAAAUAUUCUUACUGUACUUGUUUUUAGUGUUUAUUUAGUUUCCAUGCCUAUGUUUAUCACCCAUAUCUUUAACACAUUCACAAAGAAUUAUCAACUUUGAUGCUAUGCUGUCAUGCUUAACUUUUUUCUUCUAAAUGUAAAACUAUUCACAAUUUGCUGUCCAUCAGGGGGAAUAUAUUCAGGUCUAUUCUUAUAAUAGCAGAGGUCUUGAUAAAAUAAUGGUCACCAUAGAUAAUUUGUUGUUGCAAACUGGAAGAACUGUGAUAGGAAGGAUACACUUACAUUAUAUAAUACUAUAUUGUUUUGACUACCACAUGGAUUCUUCACAUAAUACAAAUUCUAUCCAAAUCAAACUAAAAGCUGUCUUCAGAAUUUUGUAAAACAUUAGAACAGAUAUUUGGGACUUUUUUUCAGUAAAUAAAAUUCCUUGCUGUAUUAACCUAAAACUUAUGGGUAUAAAAGUGUGCGGGGUAAAUAUAGUAAAAUAUUUUGUUAAAAUUCCAGUGUAUACAUUCAAUAAUACCAGGUUUUGUCUUCUAAACCUGUAUGUUAUAAUUUGUCAGUCUUGCAGAAUAGUAUGUAAAAACUGUAGCAUAUUAAAUAAUUAAUUUUCAAAGUUACAA